AUGGCAGACGGCUGCCUCCUUCUUGUUGAUGCUGCGGAAGGCCCCAUGCCGCAGACAAAGUUCGUGCUCAGGCAAGCACUGAAGCUGGGAAAGAGGAUCAUCGUGUGCAUCAACAAGGUGGACAAGCCUGCGUCACGACCAGAUUGGGUCUUGGACACCACCUUCGACCUCUUCGGCUGCUUGGGCGCAGAUGAUGAGGCUUGCGACUUCCCUGUAGCCAUGGCCUCAGAUGAGCUUGCAGGGUGGGUUUAG
Symbiodinium pilosum is the source of this 252-nucleotide messenger RNA. NCBI's taxonomy places the organism in Eukaryota, Dinophyceae, Suessiales, Symbiodiniaceae. The record is from the annotation of a GenBank genome assembly.